AUGUCAACUCGCCAAUACGAUCUUGUUGUUUUUGGUGCCACAGGUUACACGGGCAAGCUCACAGCCGAACAUAUCACAACAAACCUGCCCACAGAUCUGAAAUGGGCUAUCGCAGGACGAUCCGCCAGUAAGCUCGAGGCUGUGGCCGCAGAAUGUAAGACCUUAAACCCCGAUAGGGUACAACCAGCCAUCGAGACCUGCAAUCUCAACGAGGCCGAGCUGGGUGCUUUGGCAAGGAAGACCAAGGUCCUCAUUACAGCCGUCGGUCCAUAUGGUACAUACGGCGAGCAUGCCUUCAAAGCCUGUGCCGAGAAUGGCACCCACUAUCUCGACAUCACCGGUGAAGUUCCGUUCGUCAGAGACAUGAUCAAGAAGUACGAGUCCACUGCAAAGAAGAAUGGGUGUAUCAUGAUCCCACAGAUUGGAAUCGACAGUGCUCCCCCUGAUUUGGUCACGUGGACGCUCGUUGACAUGAUCCGAAAGAAGUUCUCUGCGCCAACGGGAGAAGUCGUGGUGUCUGUUUAUGACAUCAACUCGGCACCAUCAGGUGGAACCUUGAACUCGGUCUUCUCCAUACUGGAUACAUACUCUCUCAAAGAAGUCGCUGCAGCCCACGCCCCUGGCGGGAUCUCUCCGAUCCCCGUCCCAAAGGGCCCUGGAAAGCCGCUUCUCACCAAGCUCCUCGGCUUCCGCUCCGUCUCUGAUCUUGGAAUCCUCACCGAUCAUUUUGGUGCCGUCGCCGACACGCCGAUUGUCUACCGCAGCUGGGCUUUGCUGGGAGGCGCCGCCAACUAUGGUCCCAACUUCCAGUUCUCGGAAAAAUUGAAGGCCCGAAACUACCUGACGGCCAUCGCCAUCCAUUUCAGUCUCGUGAUUGGAACUCUUCUGCUUGCAAUCCCAUUCCUCAGAACACUAGCUCGGAAGUUCGUGUACCAGCCAGGUGAGGGACCAUCGAAAGAACAGUACAAGAAUGACCGGGUGGAAUACCGUGGCAUUGCGAUUCCCGAUACCGAGACUCCGACUCCAAUCAGGGCCUAUUGCAGGGCAAAGUAUGAAGGCUCUUUGUAUGCCUUUACCGGUGUCUCAGUCGCGGAAGCUGCGAUCUCCAUUUUGAAGGAUGGACAUGAUCUUCCUGGGGGCAUCUACACGCCUGCAUGUCUGGGUCAGAAGUUCAUCGACCGGCUGGAGGGAGCUGGAUUCGAAUUUGAGCGAAAGUUCUAUGAUAAUUAG
Messenger RNA from Drepanopeziza brunnea f. sp. 'multigermtubi' MB_m1, 1230 nucleotides. RefSeq lists its product as uncharacterized. NCBI's taxonomy places the organism in Eukaryota, Fungi, Ascomycota, Leotiomycetes, Helotiales, Drepanopezizaceae. The record is from RefSeq and is a predicted model, not a curated record. Gene Ontology annotation, cellular component: plasma membrane; lipid droplet; mitochondrion. Gene Ontology annotation, biological process: glycolipid biosynthetic process.